This is a messenger RNA of Asparagus officinalis (garden asparagus), 935 nucleotides long. Its product is annotated as 40S ribosomal protein S5. The transcript has 4 exons. The coding region runs from base 87 to 701 and encodes 204 amino acids. The record is from RefSeq and is a predicted model, not a curated record. Lineage: Eukaryota; Viridiplantae; Streptophyta; Magnoliopsida; Asparagales; Asparagaceae. Gene Ontology annotation, molecular function: mRNA binding; rRNA binding; structural constituent of ribosome. Gene Ontology annotation, biological process: ribosomal small subunit assembly; translation. Gene Ontology annotation, cellular component: cytosolic small ribosomal subunit; ribosome.
CGUCUCCUCAGUGCCGCGCCGAAACCCUAACCCUAGCCGCACAUCCUUUGCAUUCCCACUCUCCCUCCUCAGAUCUCUCAUCUCCAAUGGCGGUGGCGGCGGCGGCGGCAGUUGAGACGACGGCACUCGACGUUAAGCCUCGUCAACGAUGGACUUUCGAUGAUGUUAAUGUAAGUGAUAUGUCACUGGUUGACUAUAUAGCUGUAAGAGUUGAGAAGCAUGCGACAUAUCUUCCACAUACUGCUGGACGCUACUCUGUGAAAAGGUUCCGUAAAGCCCAGUGUCCUAUUGUAGAGAGAUUGACAAACUCUCUGAUGAUGCAUGGACGCAACAAUGGCAAGAAGCUGAAGGCAGUUCGCAUUGUCAAGCAUGCAAUGGAGCUCAUUCAUCUCCUUACUGACUUGAAUCCUAUUCAAGUGAUUGUGGAUGCUGUUAUUAACAGUGGGCCGAGAGAAGAUGCUACACGAAUUGGUUCUGCUGGUGUUGUGCGCCGACAGGCUGUUGAUAUCUCUCCAUUGAGGAGAGUGAACCAGGCGAUUUAUCUUCUCACAACUGGUGCUCGUGAAAGUGCUUUUAGAAAUAUCAAGACCAUUGCAGAAUGCCUUGCUGAUGAGCUCAUCAAUGCUGCCAAGGGUUCUUCUAACAGUUACGCAAUAAAAAAGAAGGAUGAGAUUGAACGAGUUGCCAAGGCCAACCGUUGAGUAGUGAUGCUAUGUUUGAGUGGAGAUGUUCUGUUUUCCCCCUCGCAAAUCAUGCUUAUGCUUGCAGCUGAUUGUAUCGGCUUGGUUGUGUUUUAGACAAGUUGUGGUUUAGGCAAGUUUUGUUGAAACUCGUAUGAUGACUUUAUCUUUUUGUUAUAUCCCGUUGUUUGGGCAACAUAUACUCCUAUUUUAACUAUUCAGUAGAGUUUCUUAAUUCUAUGCCAUUGAGUGUUA